UGAUCUAAUCUCUUUGCUUACAUAAUGACACCAUUUUAGGUGGAAACCCCACUCUGAUCAAUAUCUUUCCAUAACGUGUUAAAUGAGUGGAGAGCUCCCUUAUCGAUUAGGGAUUUGGAAGCUGCUGCUUAGGUAAUUUCGCGGUACAGGCAGAUCCGGGCCUCGUCAACAUUUACCACCUGCAAUUUCCAUAUUACAAGCUUCAAUCUCAAGAUCACCUCUCCAAUACAUCAAUCCACAUCGACAUUACUGCGCGUUAUUACCUCUCCAUUCCCUCUUCCAUUUCCACCACUUGCACUAUUCACCCAUUUAGACUCUGCGACACCGCGCAGUCUUAUUAAUCUAUCUUAAUUGUCUACGUCGUAGCGCAACACAUCAAGAUGGACCGGUUAAACAGAAUGCUUGCCGGUGCCAGCGGCAUGGGACUCGGCGCCGCUCCCGGAACGGAUAACAACAACCUGAUCGACAACUCCGAAACCGUUUACAUCUCUUCUCUUGCGCUACUAAAGAUGCUGAGGCACGGCCGAGCGGGUGUUCCUAUGGAAGUGAUGGGUCUGAUGCUAGGAGAGUUUGUCGAUGACUUCACAGUACGGGUGGUGGAUGUCUUUGCCAUGCCUCAGAGCGGUACCGGCGUCAGUGUCGAAGCUGUCGACCCGGUAUUUCAGCAGAAGAUGAUGGACAUGUUGACGCAAACGGGACGACCCGAAUCAGUCGUUGGAUGGUAUCACUCCCAUCCUGGAUUCGGAUGCUGGCUGUCAUCGGUCGACAUCAACACCCAACAGAGCUUCGAGCAACUUACACCGAGGGCCGUCGCCGUCGUCGUCGACCCCAUACAGUCAGUGAAGGGCAAGGUUGUCAUCGAUGCGUUCCGUCUUAUCAACCCGCAGUCUCUGAUGCUUGGACAAGAACCAAGACAGAGCACUUCCAACUUAGGUCACCUCAACAAACCUUCUAUCCAAGCUCUCAUUCAUGGCCUAAACCGACACUAUUAUUCUAUCGGCAUCAACUACCGAAAGACAGCUCUAGAGGAGAACAUGCUCAUGAACCUACACAAGCACGUCUGGACCGAGGCUUUGCAGAUGGAGGACUUCAGACACGAGGGCGAUCACAACAAGGAACGUUUCCAGAGAUUGGUCACGUUGGCUGACGGUUACGAGAAGAGAGUCAAGGAGGAGACAGAAUUAACUAAGGAACAGCUGAAGACACGUUACGUCGGAAAGCUCGACCCCAAGAAGCACUUGGAGGACGUCGGUCAACAGCUCAUUGAGGACAACAUCGUAUCUGUUUCGAGACAGAUGAUCGACAAGGAGGCGACGAUGCCUAAAAAGGAAGCAGCGGCUAAUGGCCAGGCGAAUGGCGAUCGUAUGGACGUCGAGGAUGAGGAGCUGUAGGUCCGCAUAUCCGAGAUCGAUUUAAUUGAUUCAGACGGUUCGGUCAUCAGCAAUGUAUCAUAGGCGUUGGAAGGGCUAGCGGACCCGGUUUAGAAAGCUCCGGCAAUGAAUGGAUUGCUUUACGGCUCGAUUCCGCAACUAUGCUCGUGAGGUACAUCGUGCAAUGGGGAUCUUCUGCACAACAAUACCAUCACUUAUUCAUAUUAUGCCUAGUCAUCUUCUUGCAUAACAUCAUGUUUCGAUUUGUGUUGUCUCUUCGCUAACCUGGUUGUUUAGGAC
Annulohypoxylon maeteangense is the source of this 1670-nucleotide messenger RNA. RefSeq names its product Mov34-domain-containing protein. The coding region runs from base 381 to 1391 and encodes 336 amino acids. The record is from RefSeq and is a predicted model, not a curated record. Gene Ontology annotation, cellular component: proteasome regulatory particle, lid subcomplex. Lineage: Eukaryota; Fungi; Ascomycota; Sordariomycetes; Xylariales; Hypoxylaceae. The transcript is spliced from 3 exons. Gene Ontology annotation, molecular function: proteasome binding; protein binding; metallopeptidase activity. Gene Ontology annotation, biological process: protein deubiquitination; proteasome-mediated ubiquitin-dependent protein catabolic process.